UUCCAUAUAUUUCUUCUUUUUGCAUGCAGUGAGAAAAAUCUAGCUCAAAUUAGGAUGGACAAAGUUGAUGUGGAUUCUUAUGACAUGUUCAACGACUAUUUGGGAUUGUCCAACGUGGUCGGAAAAAAUGAAGGUUCAUUUUUUCUAAUGAAGUCUUUAUUCGAUAAACGUGACUUUUUGUUGGAAAAAGUCCCUUUUGUUUACGGCGUCGAAGAUAGCGGAAAAAGAAGUGAUUCUACCAGCUUCAACUGUUCUUUACCAACGUCGCCCGAGACUAGACAGACGGGGCUUCUGAGGCGCAACGAUAUCGCAUUAUCCGACGUCGAAAGACUGUUCGGACGUGGAGUUACAUUGCAAAAGAGGGAACCAAUCAGUAUGCCAUCAUUUCCAAAGCCGUUCCCUGCAUGUGAUACUGACAUAUUGAAUCGCAACAAAAGUUCUUUCGUAACUCCUUUAGUUGAGCGCUCAGAGAAUAAAUCUCCACAGAUGAAUGCAAACUCUAACGAUGCCGCCAUUCAUGCAGCAUUGGAUGCCAUUCUCUACAAAUAUAACCUUACACAUGGCAAACCGCCAAAUUUCGAAAAUCAACCAUUUAUCAAGCCACAGGCAGGAAUGAGAGAAAACAAAUCGAACGAUUGGAUGGAUAUCGCCUCGCUCACAGCUGCACUUGCAAAGGUUGCAGCAUCUUAUGAUGAGAAAGUGAAAAAGUUUGAGAAUGUGGAACAACAGCCGAAAAAUUCUGAUCUUAAUAGACACCAAAUGAAAAACAUGCUGCCAAGCAAUGUAAGUCAACCAACACGAUAUGUGGGCUGUUCGUUUUGCAAGAACAACAAGGAAGUGAAAGAAUGGUAUUUGUCUCAUCAACUGAAGGACCCAAUUGGACGGGUUACAUGCCCUGUACUCCGAAGUUACGUCUGUCCUUUGUGUGACGCAACGGCCAACAACGCACACACCAUUGGCCACUGCCCUUUGAACCCAGACCGACGAAAUAGCCUGCCACUCGCUAUUCGCUCCAAAGCGAAUGCAACCGGGAAGAAGAAGUUGGCUUAAAUGUGCAUUUUUAAUGAAGAAAAUCAGCUCAAGUCCUGUCAUGCUCAGGGCAUUUCAACUACUAAUCAAGAAUCGAAAAACUUUGUCACAAAUCACGUGUACAUUAUUGGCGAGUGCCAAGAAUUAGAAUUUUUAGUUUUUGAUGAAGUUUUCUUUGUAAUGUCCAAUGCAUUGUGUCGUUUCAAUUUGAUGAAUUCAUUUUUGCUUUUUCUUGUUUACAUGACAGUGCCAUCAAAUUAUACUGUUUAAAAAUUUGCGGAAUGCUUAAAAGUUUUUUUUGUCUUGGUGAAGUUUAUAACUGUUCAUUCAUUUUCAUGUGAAUGUUUUAUCAUUGUGUUUCGAUUUAUAUUGAGGGAACUUAAAUCAUUCAAAUCAAUGAUGUUUAAACAAUUAACAUGCUGAAAAACAAUACAAAACUAGAAUGUAAUAAUAGUUAUGCCAUCGAUUUCUAUACUGGAGUGUAGAAUUUUAUCCGAAACAAGCUUAGAUUGACAGUAUGCCAAAGCGUAGCAAUAUCGGCCUAUAUCACGUCUCCAUCAAAUAAUUUCAAUUGCGUGAAUUCGUGUCCUUCUGCUGCUGCCAUGUCUCCAAUUUUUUACACAUCGGAAUAGAAAUCGAAGGUAGCAGAAUGACCCGUAUGAGGAAAUUCUUAUAUAAAAUGUACCCAAUUUAUCAACUCUUUCAAAAAUUGUUGCAGUACGAUAUCGACAAUCACCCCGUAUACCAAUUUAUUUAACAUAGAUUCACUGCAAAAUUGCGCUCUGCUGCUUGUAUAAAACCUUUUAUAUGUUAUAAUGUAGUUAUUGAGUUGAAGUGUGUUUUUGUCUGUUAUUGUUGCUUCUGUUAUUUUUAUUUUAUUUAUAUCAUGAGAUUUUAAUUGACUGAACACGAAUGUAAAAUAUCCAAUGUCAGAUCAUGAACGGACAGUGCGUUCUGCGUUUAUUUUACUGUUGCGUUAUAUUGUGUUUUGACAAAUUUUGUUACAUGAAAUUUUUUUGGAAAAUUGUUAUUGCUAUAAAAAUAUUACUGGAAAUAAUGAAUUGUUAUUGUUACAAAAAUAUUUCUGGAAUUAAUGAAUUGGCUAAGUUUUAUCAUAGUUCAACUAUUUUUGCCGUUUUUUCUAAAUUUGUUGAUGUUAAUUUUAAAUUUCGUUUGUUCAUUGUUUUUAG
This is a messenger RNA of Styela clava, 2219 nucleotides long. RefSeq lists its product as uncharacterized. The record is from RefSeq and is a predicted model, not a curated record. Lineage: Eukaryota; Metazoa; Chordata; Ascidiacea; Stolidobranchia; Styelidae. Gene Ontology annotation, molecular function: zinc ion binding; RNA binding.